AUGAGCUUGAAGGCUCUGUGUGAUGCUGCCAUUGCUGGUUGCUUGGUCGGGGAGCGGGGGCAGAAGCAACAACAGCGACAGCAACGUGCAGUCUUAGAGUCGAUGUUUCAAUCCCCUGCUCCUGCGUUGGAGGAGGCCCCUGCGGUGCAGGAACUGCGGCGAGCCGCGCAGGUCUUUGUGAGGGAGCAUGCACACCUGCUGGAUUCGGGCACCGUCAGCAACGCUGCAUCUGUAAAAAGGGAGAAGCGUCCCGUCUGUGAAAGUAUUCUGCGCGAUGCGGAAGCCACCGAGGCCUUGAAGGCGGAGUGGCGACAGAUCCUCCAAAGAACGUACACCGUCUCUGCGAAAGAUGUUGUCGCCAAACCUUUUCUUGGCAGAGUGGAAGCGAUCGACCAGAAACCCCAGCCGAAUGUCAUGAGUUUCGACUCAGACGACGACGACAAGAACAACCACAACAACAGCAACCAAAAUAAUACUAAUGGUGAUGAUGAUGAUGGAGACAUGGUGUGGGAAGCACUGCAGUUGAAUGAGAAACCGUCGUGCGGUAACGCCGCAGAGUUUAUAGCGUCGUGUUUUCGGGAGUGGGAAGAGGCGCGUCGCAUUGUGGAGGGCGAGAGGGCGAAGGAGUUCCUUCGCGCGCUACACGAAGUCGUCGAUACGGGUCUUGACGCUGUUAUCAUUGACGGCAAUUGGGACUUCUGGGAGGCUUCGCUGGCCUCCUGUGUUGCGCAGGACACGGCGUCGCUAGAGGCUGUUGCGGUGGUGGAUCUGCUGUACGCGCGCUGCGCGCCCCGACACAAGGUCCUUCUUAUCGAGUGCAUCUCUGAGAGAAUUGAGCGAGCUGAAGAGGAUGUGGCAGGUGCGAAGGAAAACUAUCUGCAGCUACUGAGCCGGCUCCUGCUGCACACCCCAGAGGACAUAGUUCCUUUCAUGGAUGAUGAAAUCCUCCAUCUGCUUCUGUGUGGAAUGCGCGUUGUUGUGAAUCACAUAGACUUCUUUAACACGGUCGAUCCCCAGGCACGCUGGCUAAAAGGCCUCAUGGUUCGUCCAUCAGUCCUCCGCGAUAUUGUGCUGCUGCCGGCAACAGAACCAGAAGUUGUGAGCAAAAUAGCGAGAGCGAUGCCUGCACCACAUGCCGUUGGGUUGAUCCUAACGAUGCUUCCAUUGUGGGUGCAGCAGCUCCACGACAGCCGCACCUUCACACAGCUCUUUGAUGGAAUCGUAGAGGCGGUCGUGAAGGAACGUAUUUCUCCCGAAGCAGUAGAGGAUGCCUUGGCGUGCAUUGGCCGCUGCAUCCGCGGCAUAACUCUUGAGAGACGCUACGCACACUUCAGAAAGGUGUGCGACGCUAUUACCCUCAGCCGUCACAGCGAAGCCAAGGAGUCUGUGCUGCGACUGCUGAGGCUUCUCCUGCGCUUCGCCCUCCCUUCUGCCCAUGAAUCUGAUGUGAAAUACAGACUACCGGCAACGCACUUAAAAUCCCUUGAAAAGGGGCUUUUGAAAAAAUCGGAGAAUUGGUCAAAAACGAACGCGGCUAGUCAAGAGAUGAUUGGCAAGUUCUGGCGGGAGCUGCUACGUUGGUAUGCGGCGGACCUGCCUAAAGUUGUUGCGCACGUCGUGAAGACGGUAUGCCGACACGAGAAACGGCCGGGGAUGCCGUGGGAUGAGGGACACCUUGUUGCAGUCAGCCAAUCCAUCCCGCUGUGGCGCGGGCUCGAAGAGGUCUUGGAAGACAAACAACGCGCAAGCUCUCUCGACUACGUGGCACUCAUAAACCACAUAUGUGCUGAUGACAUGAAGUCCUCAGAUCAACUUUCACGGCAAGAAAGCCAGAGAAUAGGUAUGUGGUGUAUGUUGAUGCGGUGGUGUACGAAUGCCCACGCUCGUCGUGGCCUGUUUCGAGCGACGACAAAAGCGCUACGGUCUCUCACAAAAGACAACAGCAUCACGGAUAAUACCCUUCUUGCUAUUCCUGUCGAGGAGUUCGGCACACUUUUCUGUAUGCCGCAAGCACUUACACCAGGGGAAAUGAAGAGGCAGCGCCGCCUAGUUGUGUUGCUCUCCAUCAGGUUGUGGAUUGCCGCGCUAAGUUCUCCAGUGGAGACCCCAAUACCUGCUCAGUUGGAUGUAAUUGGCAUGAUCCUUCAACAACUUCGGGCCUCAUGGGUCGAUUUCAACGCCAGCGAUAUGGCAUCGCGAGAGCCUUUGGGGGAAGAGUCUUUACUGAUACUUUUAUGUGUGUAUGCGUUGAGCAAGUUGACAAGAGUAGGAGGCAGUUCUCCCACGUAUGAACACCAGCUGCAGAGUGCUCUACAGCAGCUGCUCUCAGAAAGGCGGGGGUUCGACCCGAUAACGCAGCUUCUGCGCUACUUAACAACUGGCGUUGACUGCGAUCGCCUUGCUCCUGUUCUUGCUAAUCGAUUUGAGGCGGCGUGUGAGCCACCUAUUGUGAGCGGUGUCGAAAAGUGCGAGCGUUCUUUGCUUCUGGAAGUGGAAGACAAGGGGCUCGGCGCGCUAGAGCGUUUACUCGGAAAAAGAACGGGAAAAGGUGAAAAAAGAAAAGAAAAUGCGGGGGAGAAGGGUGAAGAACGUAACCUCCGCUCCGUUCUGUUGUUGCUGCUUCAACUGCACGCAGGUGAUGCAUCUCGAGCUGCUUUAGUCUUCAAUGCGUAUCCCACGCUGAAGUGGGGAGCAUACUCGCGGUGCACCGAGCUGGCGGUAGGAAUCGUGCAGCAUCUUCUUGAUUCCCACCCGCAGGUGGAGGAUGUUCUUCGGUGCAGGGGCGUCGAUGUGUAUUACCUUUCCCUGUUGUGUGUCUGUCAAUGGCUGCGCGACCCGAUCAACUCGGCGGAUCUCGCCAGCGCCUCGAUUGAGAAGUUCAUGCUUCUUGGGCAGGCGGCAUGGGAAAGGAUCGUUGCAGAGAGUUUGUACACUUACGUCAAGGCGCGUUGCGAGGAAGUGACAGAGACCGACGGACUAGCAAGCUCGAGGUCAGAGUCGGGUGUGUUCCCGGUGAGCCUGUUUUUAGCCUUGUGUCUCACAAAAGCCUUCGCCCUCGUCGAGGGUGUGUGA
Molecule: messenger RNA, 3072 nt
Organism: Trypanosoma grayi
Lineage: Eukaryota; Euglenozoa; Kinetoplastea; Trypanosomatida; Trypanosomatidae
Exons: 1
Coding region: 1-3072 (1023 amino acids)
Source: RefSeq, a predicted model, not a curated record